AAACAUUCACUCUGGGUCGACGACAGAGAGGAAAGAGACAUGUUGGAGGCUAGCAGGGCUGCGGAGCAGCGCAUCUAGACGGGGGGACGGCCACCCUUUCCUAGAUGGGCUACCUUCCCCUAAGUGGAGGGAGACACAUUAGAACUGCGUAGCUCUCGCCCGAGCACGGCUUGAUCUUUCUGGAUGUUCGUAUGCGGGAUUCAGAUGACGUUUGAAAUGUGGGAGAUGGUGGCUUUGCCGAGGGGGAGCUCUCCCUUCCUGUCGUCUAGGACAAGAUGGCAGCAGUGCAGGCGAACUGGGCAUGCUAUGGAUUUAUAAAUCCGUAACAUGUUCAGAGAAGCACUGGAUUGUAUUUAUAGUGACUCUAUGUGAAGGUAUGGCCUCACAAGUCUUGGUUUACCCACCACACAUUUAUCAAACCCAGACAAGUGCCUUUAGCGGUGUGAAGAAACUCAAAGUUGAGCCCAGCAGCUGUGUGUACCAUGAGAGAGCACAUCCGUGGACUUAUCUGAACAGACGAAACCUUGGUAUUGUGCACCCGACGAAAGCCCGCUCGUUCUUGAGCCAAGACUUUACGGCGGGUGCAAAAGUGUUUGGAGGACAAGUGUACCCCGUGAAGACAGUAAUAGUGCCGGGCAUCCAGAGACAACAGCCCGGGAAAAGAGGUGGAGGAUCGGGCACAUCUGCGGUCCAGCAGCGGCAGAACACAGGGAUUGUCCACAAGCAGGGCCAGGAUUAUCAGCAGCAGAAGACGGCCACAGCAAGUGGGGGCAGCAGUGGAGCAACAGGGGCAGGAGGAGGGGGAAGGGGAGAGGGCUGCAGCGGAGGAGGUGAGGGAGGUGGAGAGGAGGAGGAGAAGGAGGAGGAGGAGGGUGACACAGAAGCAGACUGUGGAGGUUUGAACUCGGCUGACAGCUCUCAGCGAUGUGGACUGAAACGUAAAAGUGAGGAGCUGGAUAAUCGAGGGAGCACCAUGCAGAUUGUGGAGGAACUGUCAAUGUUGCCUGCCAUGUUGCAAACAACGAAUGUAGGAAACACAGCUGCAGCGACUGCGGCCGUGGGGACUGGAGGGGGGACUUCCAAGCAAGCUGCAGGACCCGUGGGUGUUGGUGCUGCAGGGGGAGCGGGAGGAUGUGACGGGGACUAUCAAGUAGUACAGCAUGAGGUUCUUUGCUCCCUGAAGAAUACUUACGAAGUGCUGGAUUUCUUGGGACGGGGCACAUUUGGACAGGUUGUAAAGUGCUGGAAAAGAGGCACGGGUGAGGUAGUGGCCAUAAAGAUCCUGAAGAACCAUCCGUCAUACGCCCGACAAGGUCAAAUAGAAGUAGGCAUCCUUGCGCGUCUGAGUGGGGAGAACGCAGACGAACACAACCUGGUGCGAGCCUUUGAAUGCUUCCAACACCGCAGCCACACCUGCCUUGUGUUCGAGAUGCUCGAGCAGAACCUGUAUGAUUUUCUAAAGCAGAACAAGUUCAGCCCACUGCCCCUGAAAGUGAUCAGACCUGUACUACAGCAGGUGGCCACGGCUCUGAAAAAGUUGAAGACUAUGGGUCUGAUUCAUGCAGACCUCAAACCUGAGAACAUUAUGCUGGUGGAGCCGAUAAGGCAACCCUACAGGGUGAAGGUGAUAGACUUUGGCUCAGCCAGCCACGUGUCCAAAGCAGUUUGCUCCACGUACCUCCAGUCUCGGUACUAUAGGGCUCCAGAGAUUAUUUUGGGAUUGCCAUUUUGUGAAGCCAUAGACAUGUGGUCCCUAGGCUGUGUGAUAGCUGAGCUUUUCCUCGGCUGGCCCCUUUACCCGGGUGCCCUGGAAUAUGACCAGAUUCGCUACAUUUCUCAGACACAAGGUUUGCCUGGAGAACAUUUACUGAAUGCCGGGACGAAGACAACACGUUUCUUUUGCAGAGAGUCUGACUCGCCUUAUGCAGUCUGGAGAAUAAAGUCUACAGAUGAGCAUGAGGCCGAGACGGGGAUGAAAUCAAAGGAAGCGAGGAAGUACAUCUUCAGCUAUUUGGAUGACAUGGUGCAUGUGAACCUAGUGAUGAAUCUGGAAGGCAGCGACUUGCUCGCAGAAAAAGCAGACCGCCGGGAGUUUGUGGGUCUGCUGAAGAAAAUGUUGCUCAUCGAUGCAGAGGAGAGGAUCGCCCCCGCUGAAGCGCUCAGUCACCCCUUUGUGACAAUGCAACACCUGCUCGACUUCCCUCAUAGCAACCAUGUGAAGUCGUCUUUCCAUAUCAUGGAUAUUUGCUCAACCCGUCCCAACACGUAUGAGGGAACCAACAGAAGUAAAGGACCCUUCGUCAGACCUGUGGCCACUCCUGCUGCAGCCACAGUUAACCACCCGUUCAACAAAAUGACUGUUGUCCACCCUCAAGCAUUAGCACCAUCUGCCCCCUCAGUGUUGCACCCUGCAAUACCAUUACAAACAGGAAGUGGACAAUUUGGAGGCAACGAUUCAUUUCAACAGGCGCUCAUUUUAUGUCCCCCCACCAUUCAAGGAAUACCAACCAACACUGUGAAACCAGCUGGCUUCUCUGUUCGAAUGGAGGCCUCUGUGCCUCUUGUCACUCAAGCGCCCCCAAUCCAGCCCAUCCAAAUCAGGCCAGGAGUAAUCACACAGGCUUGGUCGAACCGAGCCCAGCAGAUUUUGGUGCCCACUUGGCAGCAGGUGACAUCAGUUCCCCCACCGCCAACCACUUUGGCAUCUGACACAGUGGCGGGCCCACCGAGAGUGGGUGACUGGGGGAAAGUGCGUCCCCAUGGUAACCAUUACAGCUCCAUGAUUGCCCACCCUCAGCCAUUCUUAACCAACCAAAUGACCAUGCCCGCCCACCAGCCAAUAAAUAUAGGCAUUGCACAUGUGGUGUGGCCGCAGCCCGCUGCCAACAAGAGAGCGAAGCCUUGUACCAACAGAGGCAGCAGCUUUUCCCAAAACACAAACAUCCAAACUUUACCAUGCCAGUCCCCAAAGAUGGCUGAUAUAGCAAAGAAUGUGGAAGAGUCGUCAGAGCAAGAUGCUAGGUGCCCUAAAAAGGGGCAUGCUGUCGUACAGGAGCAGGAAACGGAGCAGGCCGAAGAAGACGAUGACAACUGUUGUAAAGUACAGCCGGACAGCGAGGAGCUUUCGGUUUCGCAAGAGCAGCGGCAUGCCAUGGUGAUCUCUGAACUAACUAGCCCAUCUGUCAGUGUCAUCAGCAUCAGUAGUGAUGAAGAGGAGGGCGCACAAAGGCACGCAAUGGGCGAAUGUAAAGGAAGUGCUGAUUGCGAGGCAUGUCAGAGCACAGUUAAUAUGGAGAGAGUCUGUUCCCUCAGUAGCCCCGACAGCACGCUUAGCACCAGCUCCUCGGCCUCCGUGCAGUCCAGCACGUCACCCUGCAAACAUCCCAACAGUAUGUUUGAUGAUGAACAGGAGAGUGGGUGCGACACAGUGGACAUCUCACCUGCUUCCAACGGCAAUAACAACAGUCCCUUCCCCGACCGGUGUUACAUCGCAAACAGCAAUCAGAACUGCAAGCCUCGUGUUACACGCGUUGCCCUGGAAACCGAGCCCAGCAAGCCAGCCGUGCGUACGGCUGCAGUGCCUCCAAUGAGGGUACAGAACAACAACACUGGCGUCAGUGAAACACCUGGCAACACAGGUCACAUGGCCUGGGAUUACGCCAUCUUAGUCGGCCACAGAGGUUCUCCCAGUUUUGGAGUCUUCAUACCAGCCCAAAGGGAGAGGCCCUUCUGGGCGGCAUCAUCACCACUCCACUCCUCUUCUCAACCGUUCCCAAAAGAUCACCCCUUCAUUCCAGCCCCAGCAGCAGCAGCAACAACCCAUUGGCUUUGGGCAGGUCCAACAUUUCACUUCCUGCCACCAGGAAUGGAACGGCAACUUUGCCCACCGCAGACCGCAGGCCUUCAUCCCUCCCACCAUACACGGGCCUGCAUUCACCCUGUCCCACAGCAGUCCGAACCACUCUGCAGGCCAUCCCCACCUUGGGGGGCACCCGCACUCCCAACCCACCUUGUUGUCCUAUCCCCCGUCUGGUCCUCUGGUCACGGCUGCGCCCGUGGCCCACCUCUUGGCCUCCCCUGGUGCCACGCGUCCCGUCCUUCAGCCCGCGUACAGCAUCUCUCACCCAGCAGGCAUCGUGCAUCAGGUCACAGUGGGCAUCAACCGGCUUUUGCCCUCCCCCACCUUGCAUCCCCAAGGCCAAUUCAAGCCCCUCUUCCCCCCGCAUUCCUACAUUGCCUCGCCGGCAUACGCCAGUUUCCCACUCAGCCCCACCAAAAUAAACCAGUACCCCUACAUCUGAGCAUGGGUGCCCAGGUACUCUUUUCACUACCGAGGGCUAAGUGCACGGGGCAAAUUCUGUCUUAAUCCACAAGCAACAUGGUUUUUCAUUUCCAAAAACCAUGGCACAACCACAGAGAAUGCAAGCUAUUUUUUGAAUCAUGUCAACUUGGGUGUAAUUGAACUUCAAGCUUUAAAAAAAAAAAAAAAAAAAAAAAAAAAAAACACGUUUUGAGAUUUGGGCAAAAAAUCUGAAGGAAAUAAUGUAUGAAUGAUUGAAUGAAUGAGUAGUUAAAGUCACACUUAAUGUGUUUUGCACAUUUGAUAUACCUUUGCAUUGGAUCUUUUACGAAUACUCCUCAAAACAGGUAAAUAAUUGGGGUGUUGUUGAAUAGUUUGACGUUGCACCCCCGAUCCCAGCUAUUUUUCUAUAUUGCCUUCUUACAUGAGCAAGACACAUCCGCAUUUGUAAAGCCAUCCCAGUCUCUAGCUCUAGAUUGCCAGAUGUCGUCUACAGUGUAUGUUGUACCGCGUUCCGAGUAUUUGUACUUUUUCAAUGUCUUUCGGUGUUCGCAAUGUCAAAAGUCAAUUAAGCGAUUUAAAUAUGGUCGUUCCUCACGCUGCAUGUGGUCUUGCAUGAGCAAAAGUGUAAGCUGAACGAUGCAUAGACGUUGCUCUUAUCGUUUGUGUCACAAGACUCGCUGCAUUGUAUAACUGUCCCCAGCCAUAGUGCCUUACAUAUUGUUAAUGUUACUACUUAUAUAUGACUAUAUACAAGACUAUUAAUGUACUGGACUGCAGCACUUGAAAUUCCAAUCGCUCGAUGCAUCCUAUGUGUGAGUAUAUUUAUAUGCACAUAGCCUGCAUGGAUGUGAUGUAUCGCAGAUAGCGGUGCUUAUACUUUGGAGUCGGUGUAUAUUUCAGUGUGUCGUAAGUUCCUUUUCCGUUCAUGCAAGAAAAACAGCAUGCUGUGCUGUUGCGAAUGCUUUGCUGUUUGAUUAUGACAAAAAAACAACUUUUGUUUGUCCGAAUGAUCUAGUGUACAAAGUGCAAGUACUGAGUAUUGCUUCAUAUUUGAUAAUCACUUUCUACUUAGUGAAACUCUUAUUACUAACAGUAUUUGUACUGUUUGACAAAACUGCAAUACAAUCUAAAUAGUCGUCUUUCCCUCCCCACCCUUCUCCGUAUUUUCAUUUUGAGUGUUUUCACUUUGUUUCUUCGAUGUUUAGACGUGUGUGGGCAUGGCUUUGACGAGGUAAGGAAAACAAUGCAAAUAAUUCACGGUAUGGAUUUUUCUAAGCCUGAGCAAACCAUGCAGUGUUCGAUAUAGACACAUAUAUGGAAAUAUAUUAUAGAGAUAGAGUAUUUAGUACAAAUGCUUGAUGAGGUGUGAGUUAAUCGUGUGCAAUUCCCUCAUUUAUGCAUGUGUGACAAAGUUAACUUUGCCCUUUACAUUUGUUGAUGGCUAAAGGCUUCUCGGUGUCGACUGCUUCUUUUAAACAUUCCGUCAGGGAGGAUAUAUAUACAUAUAUAAAUAUAUAUAUGGUGGGAGCAGGUGUCACCAGUCUAUAUACCAUAUAUCUAUAUAUGUAGAUAUUCUGUGUGUGUUUUUGUGUUUCGUUAGUUAUUUGUGUAUAUUUUUUUGUCUUUAAUUUCAAAUGAAGUUGCUUGGCAGCACCAAAGACUGUAAUUCAUUUCCUGAGAAAGGUAGCUACUCUGUUUAUUGUAAACCUUAGAACGUAGUAGUAAAAUGGGGGUGGAUUAAAAAAACAACAAACAAACAUGUUUUUAAAAACGGCCGAGGUUUUGUCUAGCUUAUUGGGCAAUUAAUGAGUCGUAUCAUUUCUUUCUUGAAUGUAUCAUAGAUGAGCUGCUAAAUGAUGAUUGCCACUUCCAUAGCUGUGAAAUUAGGGGAGUUGUCUGAGUUUGAACCUAGCGUUACAAUGUUUUUUUUUUCUUUCUUUCGUUUUUGUGUGUGUGUGUAGGUCCCUAAUUAUCUAAAAUAGAAGUGGUUUUGAUUAGUUUUUUCGUGUUCCUAUUUGGAGUGUCAUUGUAACUACUGUAUUGCUGAUAAUGAACACUAGUUGCAUUUGUUGUUUUUCAGGGUGUGCGUGCGCGUGUGUUUUUGCAUCAGUAUUUUAUUCAACUCGACCUAUCCUUCGGGCUCAUCACUGCAUAUAAAUGAUGUAUCGAUGUGUAACUUAAUUUUUGUAUGUUUUAAUAUUGACGUUUCGUACACAUUUAAAAACUGUAGCUUGCAGUAUCAAUUUAACUUGUACGUUAACAAUAUUCUACCAGUGCAGGAGUCCCAUGAGAGGGCAGAUUAAAAACAGCAUUGUGCAUGUUAAAAUUGUCACUUAUAGUCACCACAAAGGAAGGCGGAUUAGAAUACGUGCCCAAAUAUGAAUGAUUUUCAUCCCCAUGAACUGAUUUGACCUAGUAUUUAUGAUUAAAAUGUUUUUAUCUGUUCAAUGUUAUAAGAAUAUCAGCUUUGCCUUGCGUUCUGAUCGCUGCCCCCGCUCGUCUCAAUGUUUUUAAUUGGAAAGCGGCUGUUGUCUUGUGGUCCUGAUUGAAACUGAAGCAGUGUGAGCAGCACUGUGUAUGUGCCUUGAGAUUCAGAACAUUCGAGGUGGUCAUUGCUCAAUGCGUAUUGAAGGAGGAAGGCCUAGAAUCCAUUAAGUCUAUUAGUACUCCAUAUCCGGACCAAUACUGGGACACUUUCAGGAAGUGAAAAUGGCAGAAAAUAUGGCGUUGGCCCACCCCAUUUGCCUGGCUCACAUUCACUAGCCUCUUUUACACAGAGAUAAUGGCCACAUCAGAGCUGUAACAGAAAACAAUAACUGAGUUUUAUUUAUCAAGCUCUUAAAAAAUCGCAACUGAAAUUAAGUGCUGUACAUGAAUAAAAAUCGCACAUAAAUAAUUAAUUUCCUUUUUUUAACCAGGUAAUGAAAUUGAGAGCAGUUUCUCAUUUACAAUGCUGACCUGGAGGCCAUUUAGGGUUCAGUGUCUUGCACAAGGAUACUUCGACAGCGGCUAGUGAGAGCCAGGAUUUGAACUGCCGACCCCUUUGGUCAGUGGACGACCCUCAAGCAAACAUAAAACUCUUGAACAUAACAGUAACAAAAAUAAUCAAAAUAAGGGCUAAAUUGUCAGGCUGCGUUGAUCCCCAUGGAAUUAAAUGGAUUUUUUAAAAUGGACAGCGGUGGCGCUAGUCUAAUGUGCACCAGGGGAUCAUUCCAUAAUUUGGCACCAGUGACCGAAAAAGCCCUAUUCCUUCUGAGCUUCCACUUCGACUUUGGUACCUCCAGGAGCAGAUGGUCAUCUGACCUGAGGCACCGGGCAGGAGUGAAGGGAUGGAGCAGCUCGGAGAGACCAUUUUGCAAUUGGAGAACAAAUAGCACAAUCUUAAAAUUAACUCUUAGGUGUGCAGGCAGCCAGUGGAGUUUGGCCAGAAUAGGAGUCAUGUGCUCCCUCUUACGUGUUCCAGUUAAGGGGCGAGCGGCAGCAUUUUGAGCCAACUGGAGAUGUUUGAGGGAGGACUGGCUGACUCCAAAGUAAAGUGCAUUACAGUUAUCCAGCUGAGGUGUGAUGCAGGCAUGGCUUCCUGUUUCAGAGUACUGCUGUGUAAGAAAAGGCUUCACCUUUGCCAGCUGCUUGAGGUGAAAAAACUGCUCCGAGUUGCCGAUCUAAUUGAAAAUCCCGGAUACAAGCGGCCAAAAUGAGUUUCCUCCGCAGGGUGUCCGGGCUCUCCCUUAGGGAGAGGGUGAGAAGCUCGGUCAUCCAGGAGGGGCUCAGUAGAGCCGCUGCUCCUUCCCUGUGACGUGGCAUCCCACAGAUGUAUGCAUCAUCCAUAGAUGAUUGAUGACAUCAGCGCCAGCAAGGCCAUUUGGUCUCCCCGUUGCAUUUUAGCAACUUUGAAAAUUGUGUAAAAGAGGCUACUGUUGAGUGUGUGAUGAGGUUCAGGUCAGGUAUCUGGCAUUCUUCCAGGCCAAAGCCCAGGACAUUGCUUUGUGCGUCGCUAAUGGAAAGAGCCCCCAUCUGUUCCUAAUGAAGAAAAAAAAAAAUGUAAUUGUCUAAAUGUCUUGGUAAAACGAGUUAAGAGUUAGAGGGAACUAAGGGGUCUUGUCUAACCCCAAUUGUUGACUGAUUAUCAGGAGGUGUGUCCCAAGACUUUACUCCGUAGAGAUGAGUGUUCAAAGUGUCUUACUGACCAGAAAAUAAAGAAACCCAAGAUAAGACUUCAUCCUGUUCUCUGAUCAGCUUGUAGAAAUAUCAGAGGAUGGUGCAUAGUGGUGGAUUGUACUAAUAAUAAUACACUUAAUGAUGAUGAUAAUAAUAAUAAUGUCACACGUCUUUGGAUCAUCACUCUGGCUUGAAACAGCAGAUGCAAUACUUUAAACAUUUUUGCCGUUAUUGCACCACACAAGUGUUCUUAGAUGAUCUGUACUUUACAUGACCUUGGAUGUGCGUUGCUUUGUUUUCGUCAAGCACCCAGAGCACAUUUGGUAACACUGGCUUUGAAGAAUCAUGAACUUCUCUUCUUGCAUGUUGAUUUUUCUCUUGCGCGAUAUGUUUCAACACUUAUAUGGUUAUUUUCUCUUUAUUUGUUACUGAUUAUAUUCUAGUAUAAUUUUGGACGAGAGAGCUUUCGAAAACAAGACGUGAACUUUGCAGAUGAUUACUGCUUGAAAAAGUUUGCCAAUAAUGCGCAUGGGAAAUGUAAUGCGUGUUGUGGUUCCUCCCAAAGUAUUCACCAGCAAAGUGACACAAAAGGAGACGAAAGCUAUUGUUUUCAAUUCUACACCUCACCAACACCUUGCUUUACAGAAAUAUUAUUUUUCCUUUGGAGGAUUUGUGUAACAUUUAACAGAUAAAACAGUUUCUAAACUAUGAUAGUAAUGAUUUUAUGAAUUAUGACAAAAAACAAAAAUCCUCUGCUGCGGUUUUAUCCUUUAGCGCUGUUAAUUCAGGGUCUGUAUUAAUCUCAAUGGGCUAUUGUGUUACUGUUUGAUUUGAUCUGAUCUCUAUUUUGUUCUAGCUUGUGUUCAUCUAUUUCUGCAGAGUUAAUUCAUGCUGCAAGUUAUGGAAUUAUCGGUCUAGAUGGCUCAUCAAAUACACAUGAUUAUGAAAUCUGAGCUAUUACUGUUUAAACACCUGUAGAUUAUUUUGUGGCUUUGUUUUUUUUUUUCAUUUGUUUUGCUUUUUUUAUUUGUUUGUGCUACACUAGUUUGCCAUGUAGCAAUUGCACUGUGCAAUAUUUACAGUAUGAGGACUGGGAAACUAAUUAUGGAUGUGAUGUCUCUUUACAGUUUGCGUUAGUGUUUCCUCUCUAGUUCUCAGUGAUUUAGGUGUGACCAAGCCUUCUCUACUUAGUCACAUUAAGCGGGUUUUCCAGGUGACUCUUUUGGUGAGUGUCGAAGUAAGACUUAUAAAUGGUGUAUUAUUGUUAAGAUUCACUUUGAAUUAAAAAAAAUCGAUUGACUCAG
Phyllopteryx taeniolatus (common seadragon) is the source of this 9765-nucleotide messenger RNA. It is a transcript of the gene hipk3b, whose product is annotated as homeodomain interacting protein kinase 3b. Lineage: Eukaryota; Metazoa; Chordata; Actinopteri; Syngnathiformes; Syngnathidae. Gene Ontology annotation, molecular function: ATP binding; protein tyrosine kinase activity; protein serine/threonine kinase activity. Gene Ontology annotation, biological process: peptidyl-threonine phosphorylation; peptidyl-serine phosphorylation. The coding region runs from base 302 to 4366 and encodes 1354 amino acids. Gene Ontology annotation, cellular component: cytoplasm; PML body; nucleus. The transcript has 17 exons. The record is from RefSeq and is a predicted model, not a curated record.